AUGCAAAAAGAAAGAAAAAACCUUUACAACUCAAUCUCCACCUCUGCCUCCGCUUCCCCGACUAUUCCGACCGCCGCCCUAAUUUCCACCUCCCUCUACCACUUCCAGCCGCCCCCCUCCUCCAUCUCCGCCGUGUACCUCGAGAGCUCCAAUUACCUCGACCACAGCAACGCACAGUAUCCAUCCCCGCCAGACCUUCUACACUGGCACAGCCAUCCAACGCCGCCGAUCACUAUCCAACCCCGCCGGCUCCGCCAUUCCCGACUUCUCCAGCGGCCGCCACUCCGGCGAAGGCCACUACACCCACCGAAAACCGCAUUAUAUUCCUUACCUUCACCAAUCAAAGCUGCUGCCGGAAACUGCAUCUGCUCCUCCGCCCGCCACCUCCAGAACUCCGGUUACUUCUCCGAUCAACGCCGCCCUCAGCCCUCUCCAUCCAGUCAGAUCCGCCUCAAAAUCAAAACUCCGGCCGCAGUCAAAAUUACCGCCGAGCCAUCCGAUCUCGAGGGUUUGGAGGCAAAAAAUCGACCGCCCACAAAGAAACCACUGACGCCGUCGAGCUCCGGUAAUACCAACUCGGCAAGAACACACCAGCAACAUCGAAAAUCUAAACUAAAAUCGAAAAUCGAAAAUAAAAUAGACGAACACGAAAUCGAAACUAAAAUCGUCAGGAUGUGGUCAACCGGUGAGGUCUUCCCAUGGCUGAGAAAGAUCAGGCGGCUUAUCGGCGCUAAUGGCGGAGAUUGUGUGGAGACAGAAUGA
Molecule: messenger RNA, 762 nt
Organism: Striga asiatica
Lineage: Eukaryota; Viridiplantae; Streptophyta; Magnoliopsida; Lamiales; Orobanchaceae
Source: the annotation of a GenBank genome assembly